AUUGUACAGCCAAGAUAUUGUAAAAUAUCUUGAGGUCCUUGUUUUACAGUGACCAUAGCUGUCCUUAUCUACCCUUGUAAUGUGUUGACAUUGGGAAACUAGUGACUUUGAAAGGCAAGUCUGCCGUAAAGUUUUACCAUGCAACACACCCAUUCGUAGAAGCCUCUACGAAGGUAUUUUUAUUUCAGUGAAUUUUAUGUUCUGUCACUGAAAAAUGGGCUUGAACUCUCAUAAAGAACAAAUCUCUGAGCAGAAGCAAUAUGUUCAGUAAUACCUCCACAGAUGACGUUUAUUACUUAACAGGAGAGCUCUGACUGGUGAGAGCCAUACCACACAGAUACCAUCAUAAGAGAGAUAUUUUGUGUAUUUUCAGGUUUUUGACCUCACUGGAGCUGGUCUGACUGAAGUUUAGGGACUGACAAGAUGCGUUCUAGUGUGGAUGGACCACCAAUCCCCCUUGGCAGGGCAGGCACUGGCAGCAACAACAAUAACAACAACAUCAGUGAAAACAGUGGAAACUCAGGUUCCCAGUAUGCACUGUGUGCUCUGGGGGUUGGACUUGUUGCCCUCGGCAUUGUGAUGAUUGUGUGGAGCGUCGUACCUGCAGACAUGGCCGGUAAUAGCAGCAGCAGUUCAGGACAUGGUGAGAUUGAUAGCAGGAAAAAUAAAGUAUCUUCGGUGGCCUUUGUCUUGGUGGGGUCUGGGGUGGUCAUGCUGCUGCUAUCCUUGUGUCUGGGAAUGAGGAACAAACAGCGGGAGCAGCUGAGACUCCAGGAGGCCCAGAACCACAGAGGAACGGCAGCUAGGGAGCAGGAGGAAAGAGAAACUGCUGAGGAACAAGCCCAGCGUUACGCUGUACCCACCUAUGAAGAGGCAGUAGGCAGUGGCCAGUACCCUGUCCGUCAGAGCAACCUUCGCCCAAGCACCUCCCAGCUACCUUCCUAUGAUGACCUAGUCCAAGUCGAUAUUGUACAGUAUGAAUUUGAGGGGUCAGAGGUCACAACUACCGGAUCACAGCCUGUUCCAGCUUCCAGUGCUCCCACUGCUGCUGCUUCCACAUCAAAUCGUAGGCCUGGGAAAAAUAGCCGUAAGCUCCUACCUAUCAAGAUCCGCAGGAUAAAAUCAGAGAAGCUACACAUGAACAACGUUGAUAACUCUCAGCCAGCAGUUGGAAUCAGUAUAGAACCACUUACCCCACCGCCGCAGUAUGAGGAUAAAGUGCCUCCAAUUUAAGAUCAAGCUGAUUGUGUUUAAAAACAAUCUCCUGAAGUUCCUGGAAUCCUCCAUGAUCACCUUUUGUGGAUCUGGAUCUGCCUUGUUAAGCCAUGACUUGAAGGUGGCUUCUCUUGCAGACUGUUCUCUGUGGUACUUUGUUAUAAAAUACAGUAUCUGUUCAAAUUCAUCAUUCAUGCCACAUCACUCCAAAGCACUGAACAGAGAAACUUUUUUGUAUUUUAUUUUAAAUUUUGGAUCUCAUUGGACCGCUGAAACAGAUACAGACAGAAAGGGACGGACAUAGUUGCUGGAUCCUUCCUUACUGUCACAGAUUCUGUCGCACUGUGGCACAUUGGGUUAAAAGCACACACCAAAUGCAGUUUUCCUUCAUGUCAAAGUAGUUUUCUGUUUAUGCAUUAUCUUUAUCUAACCGACACGAGUUGACAGUCGAAGAGAUCAUAGGAUAUCAAUGAGCGGUUAUAGUGAGGAUUUGUGUGCACACUUAAAUAGAUAUGUGCAGGGCAGGGCUCUUGUGAAGUAGCUGCCGUUUAGGCAGUUUUUCACCCUUUGAUGGCUUUGGAUUACUACUGCCAAGUUUACCAAAUGUAGGCUCCACGGUGAGUGACUGAGCAUUGUAUGUACUCAGCUGGUUUGACCUAAUGUGGUAUGCUACACAGAAACUCUCCCUCAUUAUCAACAGUAUUGUCUAUCCUGAUCCUCUAGAGCUUUGCAGCAAAUGAGAGACAAUGUUGAUAAAUGUAAAUUGGUGCUGGAGAGAAUCAACCUUGUUUUAUACAGAGCCGGAGUCCCGCCCCACUUCUGUGUUAGCUUCUGUUUUACUAGCUUUUGAUUCAGAUGGUUUUCUUUAUCUGUCUCCUCGAAAAACAUGGUACUUGGGUUUUCUUUACAUAUUCUAAUAUGGGGUUAUCUACUGGACAACACCAUUUAAGAAUUGUCUAUUUUUAACCAAUAUAAAACAAAGCCUUAGCAUUUAUCAGCUACAGCUCCCAUGACUCUAAGCCAUAGCAACUCUACCAAAACGUAAUGGGAAAUAUAGUUGUUGAAUGCUAACAAAAUAUCACUUGUUUUAUCUUAGUUAUAAUAUCAAGGCACUCAAAUGUUACUAUCUAGUACAGCAGUAUAUACAUUUAACAGGAGAGAAAACCCUAGUUUUAUGUUUCUCUUUAGAAAGACAAAGAGAAAAGAAACCCUAUAGCCUACAGUGUAUGGUCUGGCUAAGGCUGGUGGAAUGGAGGCUAGCUUGAAAAUGGGGUUAAGGUUGUGGGUAAUUCUUUACUGAGCAGGACAUGGUCCCAAAUCAGUAAAUUGCUGCAUUUAGAAACAGCCCUAAUAUUCCAUCAGUUUAUCAAUUUCUCGUGGCUAACGAGUUAGCAAACAGCUGCCUAGCUACAACUAGCAGCUACAGAAUCAAAUUACCAUGCCAUUGGAGUGGUGUUUCUGGCUAACUAAUAAAUGUAAGUCCGACUUUCACUUGGUUUUUAUCUCUGGUUUGGAUUCUACCAACUCCUGAUAAAAAUAGCUGGGUCUUCAGCUUGCUAAAUUCUAAACUCUCCUCUCUAUUAACUUGUUUACUUUGGCUCUCUGAUGCUUUGUGCUAGGCAGGUAACAUGUACUCAACAUGUCUCAACUCAACAUGCUGUUGUUAAAAAUUCUGUGAUGGAUUAAAUGGCUGAAAUCUAUAUUUACACUUACUAGUGCCCCUCUAAUGGUCACCAUUACGGUCACCAUUAGGUUACUUUUUAAGAGAAAUGACUUUCUAGGAAGAAUCCAUUUUCCAGGAAGUUAAGGGUCUCAUUUCGUGUAGUCUUUAAGGAGUGUUAAUGCUAACUGACUGCAGCUCUGAGUUUGCCUUCUAGUUGUACAAGACAUUAUACGACUAAACCUGAACUCUAAUGUUGUUCUUCUAAUGCAUUGUUGUUUUUAUGCUAACAGCGGGUAGAGGAGGAAGUAUGUGAGGGCAUGAUGGAACGAGCUCGUGAAUAGUUGAAAGCCUUUUCCCUGUAACCAUGGUGAACACUGUUGAGCUGUGAAGGCAAUAGUGUAUCCUCCGCUUCUCUUUAGGCUUGUUUUUGUCUUUACUCGAGAUGACCAACAGAAAGACUCUUUGACUGUGCAGCUGCACCAUAAUAACAGCAACUAUUGCUCACUCGCUUGCUCAUCACCAUUCCUCCAACCACAGGCUGCAGCCCUGUUUUCACUUCGACGUAUGCAGAGGAUGAGCAGAAAGAGAGGAAAGACAGCUCUAAGCUCUGUUCAGGGAAAGGUUUUGAGUUCCAUUACCAUACACUAUUUUAUCAGUAUCUGUCAACAAAUUCUUCUUCCGAUUAGACUUGUUUAGAUAUGAACAGCUGAAGCCAAAUAGAAGGACUUAUCAGUCAUUCAGUUAAAUGUUACAAAUUUUGUGAAGUUGCACAACUAAGAUUUUCUCCUCUGACUUCAUCACCCAGUUCUACACUGUGUUUGAGUAAAACUCAGUGUAGUUAGUGCAAGAAAGCUACUCAAUCAUUGUCAGCUGAUCAUAUUAUAUAUUGCCAGGUUUUCUAUCAACUAAAGGCAACAAGGUCAUUGAGUCAUUUCAGGUUUGUCAUUGGAAUUCACAACAGCUAUGUCUACAUUUUGCUGACUUGUUUUUUUAAGUUGAAACCUCCCACACAGUGUAGUCAUUCUUUAUUUUUUGUUAUGUUCAGUACUGCAGACACAGUCAUUGUACCUCAUUUGCAAAGGACCAGUUAACUACAUGAUUGAUUUUAUUACUAUGUAGUCAAAAUGUUUUACAUUGAUUAAACAGUGAGUGUUUUAAUUUAGCAGUCACUUUCUGUUUUACUUAGAUGAGUGCC
Molecule: messenger RNA, 4073 nt
Organism: Siniperca chuatsi (mandarin fish)
Lineage: Eukaryota; Metazoa; Chordata; Actinopteri; Centrarchiformes; Sinipercidae
Gene: tmem51a
Product: transmembrane protein 51a
Exons: 3
Coding region: 424-1233 (269 amino acids)
Source: RefSeq, a predicted model, not a curated record